AAUUAUAAGAUGAAUUAUCUACUUAUAUAUUGAAUUAAAAAAGAUAGAUAUUUGAAACAUUUAUUGAUUGUAUGAUUUUUCUAAUACUAGGUAAGAAAUAAUUGAGGAAAUUUCAUUAAUAUUUAUUAUUUAAUUUCGUUUGUAUAUAUGAAUACUAAUUUGGUUGUAUUUAUAAAUCUUUGUCCAUUGACUCAUCACUUUGUUAAGAAAUAGAGAGAGAAAUAUAAAAGAGAGAACAGAACUAGCAUGGAGGUCAUCAUCAUCAUCUAUUUCUGAGCAAGUAUAUCUCAUCUUUCUUCCUCAACUAUGCUUUUCAUGCUCCCCUCAUAAUUUAUAUUUUUUUUUAAGCUAUAGUUUAGAAAUUUAAUUAAUUCAUGGCUCAUGAAGAUGACAAAACAUCAAGUGGUGGAUUUUGUUACAAUCCAACAAUUCAAACACAAAUUCAUCAAGGUUUUGUUUCUGAUCCAGAGAUGUUUAAUCUCACAACAGGGAUGGAGAUGAUAGGGUUUUCAAAACAUCUUCAACAUCAACAACAACAACAACAACAGAGUUCUACUGACACAAACAUGUGGAAAACAAAUUUCAUAGGAAAAUUACCAAGUCAACACUCUGCAGGUGGUUCUUCAAAAACCAUCAACAAUGACUCAAAUUUCUAUCAUCAUCAAGAUUUCACUACAAGUAGUGAUCAUCAUCAUCAUCAAAAUCUAAACAACAUGAUUCAACAUCAACACCAUCAGUGGCAACAACAACAACAGGUCGUUGCCACUGAUGACGAUUCAUCACUAAGAUGUGUUUUCCCUUGUGAAGGUAAUGAAAGACCAAGUCAAGGACUUUCACUAUCUCUUAGUUCAACAAAUCCUUCAUCUAUUGGUUUACAAUCCUUUGAACUAAGACACACUACUCCUCAUACUCAACAAGAUCAAGGGUAUCAUGGUCAUUUUCUUCUCAAAAACUCUAAGUUUUUGUUACCAGCUCAACAACUUCUCAAUGAGUUUUGUAGUUUAGAAACAACAAAACCAAAUGAUUUAGUUUUACAAAAACAAAAAUCUCAAAAGUUCAACAACAACAAACAAAGUUGGGAAGAUCAAGAUAUUAACAAUGGUGGUGCUGGUGGGGGUGCUAGUAGCAGUUCCUCAACCAAACAAUCUUUAACCUCUUUAGAGUUUGUUGAAUUACAAAAGAGAAAAACUAAGCUUCUUUCCAUGCUAGAAGAGGUUGAUAGAAGGUACAAGAACUAUUGUAAUCAAAUGAAGAGUGUGGUUUCAUCAUUUGAAGCUGUAGCUGGAAAUGGAGCAGCUAAAGUUUAUUCAGCUUUAGCUUUAAAAGCUAUGUCAAGACAUUUUAGAUGUUUGAAAGAUGGAAUAUUGGAACAAAUUCAAAUAACAAGAAAAGCUAUGGGAGAAAAAGACCCUAUUGCACCUGGAACAACUAAGGGUGAAACUCCUAGGCUUAAAAUUCUAGAUAGAGUUUUAAGACAACAAAGAGCAUUUCAACAAAUUAACAUGAUGGAAACUCAUCCUUGGAGACCUCAACGCGGUCUUCCUGAACGAUCUGUUUCAAUUCUUCGAGCUUGGCUUUUUGAACACUUUCUACAUCCGUACCCAAGCGACGUUGAUAAACAUAUUUUGGCCCGCCAAACCGGUCUCUCAAGAAGCCAGGUAUCAAAUUGGUUUAUUAAUGCAAGGGUGAGGCUAUGGAAGCCAAUGGUGGAAGAAAUGUAUCUAGAAGAAGAGAAAGAGCAACAAAGAAACACAACAACCUCGGAGGGAGUAGGAGGAGGAAACAACAUUAAUACUCAUGAAGAGGAAAAUCUUAAUGUACUUCAAAACCAAUCUUCAACACAACUUCAAGAAGACCAAAAGCCACGACUUGUUCGAAUCGAUUCCGAGUGUGUUUCAUCCAUCAUUAACAACAAUCAUGAUCAUAACAAAAAUGAGGCUAAUAAGAAUUUGAAUCAUCAUCAUCACCAAUUAGCCGUAGAUGCAUUUGGAUCGGUUGAUAUCGAUUUUUCAUCUUAUAAUACACAUCAUUCUUCUGAUCACAUGGUUGCUGCUUACACAAGUAAUGAGGGUUUCCACCCCGGUGGUGGUGGUGGCGGAGUUUCGUUGACGUUAGGGUUACAACAACAUGGUGGAAAUGGAGUGAGUUUGGCUUUUCCACCAACAACUCAAAGUUCAAUGUUCUAUUCAAGAGAACAAAUUGAUGAACCGGUUCAAUACUCUCUUUUGGAUGGUGAAGGAACAAAUAUUAUGCCAUAUAGGAAUCUCAUGGGGACACAAUUGCUACAUGACUUGGCAUGAUACAAAGGAAAAAGUUGUUGAAUUAAUGUCAUUGAUUGAAGCUUUAGUCAGAAAUGUUGAAGCAUGGAGGUGCGUAUUGAGAUAUCACAUUAGGUUAUUAUGGUAUAACAAAUUAUUAAUAGGUCAACUGAGACUAGUGAAAUUAAUGAAUUAAAUUAGAGACAGAUUUAUAUUUUUAAAUUUUAACUAGCUAGCUCAGUAUAUUGGGUAUUGGUUAUGGUAUACAUGAUGUUGCUUCCAUAGAGAAGCCACUCUUAGAUCAUUAAUAUAUAGUUUGAACAUGUUUAAUUUUAUGCUCUAUUGCUUAAUUUGAAAUUAGGUUUUUAUAUGGAGUA
Molecule: messenger RNA, 2635 nt
Organism: Trifolium pratense (red clover)
Lineage: Eukaryota; Viridiplantae; Streptophyta; Magnoliopsida; Fabales; Fabaceae
Product: homeobox protein BEL1 homolog
Exons: 4
Coding region: 375-2300 (641 amino acids)
Biological process (GO): regulation of transcription by RNA polymerase II
Molecular function (GO): RNA polymerase II cis-regulatory region sequence-specific DNA binding; DNA-binding transcription factor activity, RNA polymerase II-specific
Source: RefSeq, a predicted model, not a curated record